Messenger RNA from Vespula vulgaris, 4706 nucleotides. It is a transcript of the gene ITP, whose product is annotated as ion transport peptide-like. The transcript is spliced from 5 exons. The record is from RefSeq and is a predicted model, not a curated record. Gene Ontology annotation, cellular component: extracellular region. Gene Ontology annotation, molecular function: neuropeptide hormone activity. Bases 974 to 1552 code for a protein of 192 amino acids. Gene Ontology annotation, biological process: circadian rhythm. Lineage: Eukaryota; Metazoa; Arthropoda; Insecta; Hymenoptera; Vespidae.
GAGGAGGUGGAGGUGGAGGUGGAGGUGGAGUAGUAGUAGUAAUAGUAGUAGUAAUAGUAAUAGUAGUAGUAGUAGUAGUAGUAGUAGUAAUAGUAGUAGUAGUAGUAGUAGUGUAGUAGAAGGAGGAGGAAGAGGAGGAGGAGGGCCGCCGACGAAGAGAGGAAGAGAGAGAGAGAGAGGGGGAGACUCGGGAAGAGCGCAAGUUCUCAUUGGUUCGCGCCUCGGCCAUAUUAUAAGCGGCUGCAGUCCGCGCUAGUUAAUGUUAGCCCGAACCUCCACAAGAGACAGACGCAUCUCUUUUGCUACUACCUAUAUAUAUAUAUAUUAUAUAUAUAUAUAUAUAUACACGUGUAUAUAUGUAUAUAUAUAUUUUUUUCUCAGUUGAAAAAGUUUUCGUAUUUAAAAUAUAUUCGUUUAAAAUUCGCGCGGGUUAAAAAUCUAAAGAAAGACAGACACAGAGAAAGAAAGAGACGAGAGAGAGAGAGAGAAAGAGUUUAAUCUCCUAUAUUACUAUUCUCUUCUCUUUCGCGUGCAACACAGUUAAAUAUCGCAAGUCGAACUGAGUGAUUAUACUUAAUAUCGUUUGCGGUUCCUCUUGGAUAACUUUCUCGAGGAAGGACAAAAGUGAAUAUAAGUGAAAGAAAAGCAGAGAGAAAGAGAAAGAAAGAGAGAGAGAGAGAGAGAAAAAGAAAGAGAGAGAAGAAGAAAAGAGAAAAGAGAAGAGUGGAGAUUUAAAGAGAGUGCGACAUCGACGGGAUCCUUUCGAUCGCGAAUACGCGCUGUGCGAGACCUAAUUUCGUUGACUCUCCGGAGAGUGGAGCGCUCGAAGAGAGCGUGAACUAUACGAAACGAGAGAGAAAGAGAGAGAGAGAGAGAGAGAAGGAAAGAGAGAAAAAGAUCGGACGAAGACUGUGAAAGAAAAAAAGAAGAGGGGAAAUACAGAUACAAAGCAACAACAACAACAACAACAACAAUGAUGAUGAUGAUGCGUCGCGAACAAAAAGGUCAAGCAUCCUUGAGAAAGCAAAUGUCGUCCUUCUCGACGUCGCCAUUGGGCAACCAUUCGGCAUAUAACAGGACGACGAGGUACGAGCUUGGUCUCUCGAAUUCAUCGUCAUCCUCUUCCUACCCCUCGUCGUCGUCGUCGUUAUCGUCGUCGUCGUCGUCGUCGUCGUCGUCGUCGUCGUCCUCGUCGACGAGCUGCCCAAGUCUCUUGACUGUCUUAGCAUGGACGGCUACGUUAUUACUUGUCUCGUCUUGUCUUGGUAUUGCCGACGCUGGUGUCCUCAUGAGUCAUCCCUUAGGUAAACGGUCUUACCUUGAUAUCUCUUGCAAGGGCGUUUACGAUAAGAGCAUCUUCGCUCGUUUGGAUCGUAUCUGCGAGGACUGCUAUAAUCUUUUCCGCGAGCCACAGCUUCAUGUACUUUGCAGAAAAAAUUGCUUCACCACCGACUACUUCAAGGGAUGCUUGGACGUAUUAUUAUUAACGGACGAGAUGGAGAAGAUCCAAAUGUGGAUCAAGCAACUCCAUGGGGCCGAUCCCGGGGUUUAGGCAAGACUGCUUCGGCACUCAAUACUUCAUGAGCUGCAUUCAAGCGUUGCUACUUGAAGACGAGAAGGAGAAGUUCCAAGGGAUGGUCGAGUACCUCGGUCGCAAGAAGUAAGCGAGAAAAGAAGGAAGGAAGGAAGGAAGGAAGGAAGGAAGGGAGAGAGAGAGAGAGAGAGAGAGAGAAGGAGAAAGAAAUGAAGAGAGAAAGAGAGGAAAAAAGUAAGGAAGAAUAACGGUAGGCUUACGAAGGCGAAGAGACUACGAUAAGAAGACACGAAGAUGACGUGGAUGAUUACAUGGAUGAUUUCACGAGGAUUUCAGGUUUGCAUGUUAUAGCAAACAAACAAUUUUAUAUAUAUAUAUUUUAACCGGAAGUCUACUCUGUUCGAUUUGAAGACGAACGUCUUUUAAUGAAUAUUUUCGUUCGUUUGAUCAACGAAGAAAGAAUUUUUAUCGUUACACUUUGCUCUAUCCAAAUAUCCCUCCCUUUGCUACUCACCCCUAGCCUUAUUUUAUUUCUUUCUUUUUUGUUCGUUUCUUGUCUCUUAUAUAUAUAUAUAUAUAUAUGUAUGUAUGUAUGUAUGUAUAUGUAUAUAUAUAUGUGUGUAUGUGUGUGUGUGUGUGUGUUAUUGAUUUUCAUUGAAAAGAAAAAUUAAAAAAAAAAAAAAGGAAAACUGAUCCAAACUAUAUUGAAGUAAAUUAAACUAUACCCGAUCAAGUAGAAUAAAAAGGAUCUAUGAUGAUAUUAUGCGAAUAGAUCGAUCUAACGUAUAUACUCUUCUUUUUCUUCCCUUUUAUUCGAAUCAAUGAAAUUUUCGAAUGUACUUAUUACAUCAUUUGUACGUUUGAUUAAAAUCCUCGUAAAUAUCGGGAUCAUUAGAUCAUGAUUAAUAUGGAUUAAUGUAUUGUUUCCGUUUUUGAUUUUGUUUUUUUUUUCUUUUCCUUUUUUUCUUUUCUCCUUCGUUCGAACGUCAACGAAUCGCAUUAUAAUUAGGGUAUUUGAUAUCGGUCGUAGUCUCUUCGACGAGUUACAAGAAUACGAAGAAUAAUGAGAAACAAACGAACGAAUAAACAAACAAACAAACAAACAAACCAACAAACAAACAAAUAUACAAACAAACAAAAUAUAUAUAUAUAUCAAGCGAAACGGUACGAUCGAGCCAUACGAUUACAGCAAGUUAAAAACCCCAUACGAAUUCUAGUCGACAAAAUAUCUGCGCUCGCGCACUGCGCCACGUCUUUUUUUUAUGCGUUCAAUCAUUAUUAAUUAUUACUUAAUAACUCGUCCUUUUAUCGUGUUAGCUAUUAUUAUUAUUAUUAUUAUUAUUAUUAUUAUUAUUUUAUUAAUAAUUAUUAAUUAAUAUUAUUGAUUAACAUUAUUAUUAUCACAUUACGUAGGUAAUGAUAAUGCUCAUGAGCAUUUCGCAACAUGCAGCUCUGACAAUAAUUGCACAGAAUAAACAAACAAAAAAUUAAAAAAAAAGAACAUUCACGAGUCGCCUAAAAAAAAAAAGAAAAUAAUAAUUUUUUUCGAUUGCAAUCAAUCUUCACUCGUUCCGUUUGUUUUUAUAGUACAAUAAAUGUAGAAAAAUUAUAUAUAUAUAUAUAUACAUAUAUAUGUAUAUAUAUUUAUAGAUAUUAUGUGAAAAAUAAGAAAAAAUUGCAAAAAUGGCGGACUCACGAAUAAUAAUCUGUGCAACGUAUUGCAAGUAAAUGAAGGAGUUUAUAUUGUUUGAGUUCUCUUAUAUAUUACUCUUUUGCAAAUCUUUAUUUAUUUUUUUCUAUGAGUCUAAGAUCGUAAUUUUUUUUUAACAUUUAGUAGAGAGAGAGAGAGAAAGAGAGAAAUAGAGAUAGAGAGAAAGAGAAAGAGAAUAGUAUUAAUAACUCGUGUGUACCUAUCGAACAUUGCCGCACGCGCGCAUAUAUCGCGUAUUCGCGAUGGCUUCAUUUCCAAAAAAAAAAGAGAAAGAAAAACAAACGAAUUUGUUGAAUAUUUAUUUUUCCAUAAUAUAUAUAUAUACGUGUGUGUGUGUGUGUAUGAUAGAAAAAUGAAUUUUUGUUUUUUUGUUUUUUUUUUUUUUUUUUUUUAUAUAUAUGAUUUAAGAAAACAGAAUUUUUUAUCUUUCAAUUGAGAGAAACAAAAAAAAAGAAGAAAAAAGAGAAAAAAGAAUUUUUUUUUCAUCCCUCGGAAUGAACGAGGAAAAAAUUUCCGGUUAUUUUUCGAAUUAAUGAAAGUAAAUCUUCUUUUUAUUUUUUACGUUUUUUUUUUUUUCCCCCAAUUGAAAGAAAGAAAGGAAAAAAGAAGAAGAAGAAGAAGAAGAAGAAAAUUAAAUCUUUUUUCUCUCUCUUUUACGAGAAGAAGUAUUCGUGAAAAUCCGCGAUAAUAAUUCCGACGUAAUGAUAAUACCAACAAUAGUAACAACUAUAACAACUACAACAACAAUAACAACAAAUCGUCUCGCGUAGUAUGACGCGUUAGAAAGAUACGAACCAUUCCAAAAAACAGUAUUUGAAACCAUUCCGCCGCUCGUUGAUCUUCCGCGAACGCGUUUGUUCGAUUCUUGUGUUCCCUCUCCACCCUCCACCCUCUACCCUCCACCCUUCACCCUCCACCACCCUUAAUAUCAACACCCACUUGUAAUCCCAACUUAACCCUUCUCUUAACCCUUUACUCUUUCCUCACUCGAUCCUUUUCACACCCUCUUCGUUAAUGUCGAAUAAUUCCAUUAGAUUCCAAUAGUACGAUAUUAAAUAUAAUAAAAAAUCGGCAAUUGAAAAAGAAAAAAAAAAGAUGGAUCUACGUUACCGACCGAUUCCGAUCAUCGCAGUUCGAUGAUGUACGUGUACAUGUGCAUAUAUAUGCUUGUAUGUGAUGGAUCGGAAUGGAUCGAAAUUAAAAAGUGAUCCAACAAAGUUACUCCAUUGACUCUAAUUAACAUUCCAUUGAGAUCUUAUUAAUCUCUCUCUGCUUGAAAUAUUAUAUACAUAUAUAUAUAUAUAAUUGUGUUAAAAAAUUGUCAAAAAAAUGUAUCACAAGAGAGAUUGUUUUAUUUUAUUUCAUUAGAAGUAUUAGAAAGAAAGAUGGUCUUCGGUUUGCGAAGCGAUUCGUUUAUCAUUUUUUAUUUCUUUUUCCUGUUUUUUUUUUUUUUUUUUUUUU